CAUUGGUCAUUUCACUUUUUCAGCAUAUUUUGGUCUACCAAAUGACCACAAAAAAGAUAUAAUAAUCCGACUUUACUUACUUGUAUAUCGCGACAUUCUGUUUUUCCUUCGUUUUCGAAGAUGCCUCAUCUCAUAGUUUCCAAAUGAUCUACAUCGGUGUGUCUGUCAGUGUCAGCUUAGCUUAGCUAGGGUCCGAUGCGGGCCGGGCCGGUGGUGGGCGCCGGGCCGGGCGGGCAGGCAGCGGCGCCCCGGUACGGUAUACGGUACGGUACGUAGUGCAAAGUCCGCCCUGCCCGCUGCUUCCUGCCCCGGUAAGAAUCUCACCAGGAAAGAAAUGGAUGGUUUGAAAGAUUCUGAAAACGACGGAGAAAAUUGCAGCGCAGAAUUGCCUGUUGUGUUCCAGUGUCAGGGCUGUAGAUCAAUUUUGAGUGAUUCACUGGCUUUCCUUACAGCGAAUGAUGAUUUGAAAACUAUCACCGUAAAUCGAGUAAACUCUUCUGUUGGGCUCUCACCAAGACGAAUAACAUCAACUCACGGUGUGGACCAAGGAAGUACAUACAGUCCUGUGGAAUGUAAGGAGUGCCACAAUGUAGUGGGGAAGGUUUACAAAACAACUCCAAGACUCCUGGAUGACCUUAGGGAUUACUACACCUUAGAUGCCAACAAACUUUUAAUUUACCAAAUAGGAUCUUCCACUACAAGCCUCUUCUUAGAAGAUGGCCCUUCUCGUUCUGUCCCAAGCAUCACUGAUCUAAGGACAUUGAAAGACACAGUUAUGAAGCUUCAGGUAUUGAUGUGCACCAUGCAUCAGAGAAUAGCAAAUAUUGAGCAAUCUCUCGAGAUCGAGAACACCCAACCAGCUGGACCACACCAAGGCCUCCCGCAGGCCCUUGGUUCAAAACCCAUUCAAAAUCAACAGAACCAGCUAGGAGUAAUCACCAGUUUCCAUGAGAGAUUGAGUGUUUUAUCGUCGGUGAAUGAUGGUAGAGACAGAUCGAUGGAAAAUCUUCCAAAGAAGAAGUCCCAGGAGCAAAGCGGUGACUCGUAUAGAAGUGAGGAUGUCCGAGAAAGGAGGAAGAUAAGGGAGAGAGGCACAAAGAGAUUGAAGAAAUCUGAGAAUGAUUGAAUGCUGUGCGUAGGAUUUAACGUCAAGAGUUUGAAGUUUACAAACUUUUCAGGACUGCUAGGAUACAGUGUUGCCAAGUACUAUGAAUAGUACGAGUGUCCUCAUUACUGCGCAGUUUCCAUGAUCUCAUUUUUCAACCGUUUGAUUUGUUCUUUUGUACAUGUAGUUCCGUAGACCAUUUUUCAUACUGCUCGUUAUAUUGUUAGUUCACAAGACCCCGCAUUUUACCCUUGCAGCAAAAAGUACUAUGAGCACAAUAAUUGGCUGUAAGAUAAUCAAUUUUAGGCAAUCAGGAGCCCGUUGCAGAAAGAGUUGCGUUUAAACGCAAGUCAAAAAAUCAAUCGCAAGUCCAAAAUGGGCGCUGUUGAUUGGUUAAAAAUGAAGUUGCGCGUGAUAUUUAGAGUUGCGUUUGAUUGCAACUCUUUCUGCAACAGGCCCCAGUUCAUUUUAAAGGCCCUGUCGCAUUGUUCCAUGCAAGCCUUGCGUGUCUUUAUUUUUUGCCUCUUGCAAGUUGAACGUGCUCAAAAUUUUGUUGCCAAUGAGUUGUGGGUCAAUAAAUCCAGUUUGCACAUGUUGGUUGUUCUUAAAUCAUAUGAUUGCCUAUAUUGAAGCAAUUUUGCAGUCCUGUGCCCUUCAACAUACAGCAUAGCGAUUCGUCACAGGCUAUAUUUUCUAUGGCUGAUUGCAUUGGAUAAUUGUGUAUUGUAUGAACUGUCAUAAAUAUCAGCCCAAAGAUAAAUUGCUAAACUUACUCUCGAGGUGUUUAUAUUGUAAUUUAUCCAAUGGAAUGGAAUUUAUGACCAAAGAAAAACUGCAAACCUCACUUGGAUAUUUUUGUUUUUUGAACAAAAUACUUCUUUAUUCUGAUACUUGUUUUAUUUCCUAUUAGGAAACACUUUGGCAUUAUCCACCUUGAAGAGAAAAAGCUUGAAGCAAAAAAUAUUAUUUCAUCAUACAUGCAUAUGUAUGUUGUCAUGUUUCAAAAACAUGAUAUCAAAUUGGCACUGCCAACAGGUACAUAAAUUUUUGUUGAAGUCCUCUACACACUGAAUAUGACCAAAAGUCAUGUUCACAUGAAGUGAGUGCCAAUGCUAACACAACGGCAGUCUCCUUGAUCAAUAUGAAGUAGAGUGUGAACAUGGCAAGAUAUCAUUGACCACGCAUAUUUGAGUAUGACUUUGGAUCAGAUGAAUUUCCGUGACGCCCACGGACAAGACCCAGCCCAGUUCAGUGUGAGAGGCUUUCAGAAUCAAAUGCAUCAACGUUUUUUUUUUGUUCUUUCAGGGAAACAAUUCUUCAUAAACUUCCUCAAAGGAGAGUCGUGGCAAAGUGAAAUACGACAAAAUAAAUAUAUUAUAUUAAUCUCACAUCAAGCAUACUUUAUGCUUCCUAAUUUUGCUAUGUACAAUUAAUAUCUUUUAGAUAUUUCACAUAAGUAUAUAUUUCCUAUAUGAUACUUUACUGAGAUGAAGAACAUUCAGUGUAACAUAAAGACAAGCCUAUGGAUGGAAAUACAAAGAAAAAAAUCAUACAUGUAACAUUGAUGUUAAAUAUUACUUGUCAAAUAAAACAAGGUCAAAUUUUUACUCAUUA
Messenger RNA from Lytechinus pictus (painted urchin), 2719 nucleotides. RefSeq lists its product as uncharacterized. NCBI's taxonomy places the organism in Eukaryota, Metazoa, Echinodermata, Echinoidea, Temnopleuroida, Toxopneustidae. The transcript is spliced from 5 exons. The record is from RefSeq and is a predicted model, not a curated record. Gene Ontology annotation, cellular component: chromosome, centromeric region; nucleus; chromatin. Bases 335 to 1126 code for a protein of 263 amino acids. Gene Ontology annotation, biological process: chromosome segregation; CENP-A containing chromatin assembly.